AGUGGGUGACGGCUGCUCGUGCGGCCCCGGCAGGAAGCACUGGGCCUGGACUCCUCUGGGCGAGGGCAUGGCAGCAGCAGAGGGCGCGGGACACGCGGGGAUGCUGCCGGCCGCCGUGGACGGAGGGGGCGGGCCCUGGGGCAUCGCGGGCCCGGGCUCCAGACGGAGGCCCCAGGAAAGCAGGUGGGCGGGCGCGGGGGCCGGACGGGUCGCCGUGGGGGCGGCGCGGGCCACACGUGUCUGCGGUUGCGUGUGUCCCCAGCAUGUCUGCAGGACUGUCCCCUCUCCGUUCCUGACCAGGCUUCCGUUCGUGUUCCUGAGACACCUUUUCACCGUUUCCCGUCUGCCUGCCCGCCCCGAGCGCCCCAGCUCGACGCGCAGGUCUGACCCGGGUUCCGUCACACUCACCUCUGCACGGCCGGUUUUUCUUUGUGCUCUGAUCGUGGAGCUGAGUGGAGUGUUUUUAUGUUUCCAAAUGUUUGAUCGUGGUGACUUUCCUGGGUCCUGUGUGUCCUUGGUCUGCAUCUUGAAUCUUCCUGGGGGUUGAACCCCCGUCAUCUCAGGAAAGGAUUUUUGCCUGAAAGCCCACGUUCGAGCCACGAUUCACACAGCUCAGGCCAGGUGCUUUCCGGCUGCCACCUCCUCCUGUAGCCUUUUGCCACCUUUCGCCUUCAGCCUUCCUUCACACGAGGCGUCCCCCUCGCGGGCCGGCUGCGCACACGACCUCAUCAUGGGGUUCUAUUUUGUCCUGUGCACGCCGCCGGCCGUCCUGUCGGGCUCUCUGGUGGGGCUCUGCUUUCUCACACUUUGCGACAAGCUCUGCCUCUUCACUGGAGCACUUGGUCUGCGCUUGAUGUAAUUGUUGAUACAUCUGCUGUCUUGAUGUUUGUUUCCGCUUGUUGUGUCUGUUUUUUCUUUAAUGUUUAUAAUCUUUUAAAUACUUCCAAUAGUUUUUUUUUUUUUUUUGGUUUUGUCAGAUCUUAGUUGCUGCAGACGUGCUUCUUAGUUGCAGCAUGUGGGCUCUUUAGUUGUGGCAGGUGGGUUCCUUAGUUGUAGCACGUGGGCUCCUCAGUUGUGGCAUGCGAACUCUGAGUUGCGGCCUGCGUGUGGGAUCUAGUUCCCUGACCAGGGACCGAACCCCGGCCCCUGCAUUGGGAGCGCGGAGUCUUAACCACUGCACCACCAGGGAUGCCCUGUCUCUGUUUUUGACCCUCUUCUACCCCUCUCCCGCCUCCUGUGUGUCGACCACGCAUUUACUUUCCAGAACCCGUUUCAUAUCGCUCUGAGUGGUUGCUCGCGGGCUAACCCAUCCUUUUUUAAAAAUUAAUGACUGUAUGUGUUAGUUUACUUAUUUUUGGCCACGCGGCAUGCGGGAUCUUAGUUCCCCAGCCAGGGAUUGAACCCACGCCCCCGACAGUGGAAGCGCGGAGCCGUAAGCCCGGGACCACCGGGGAAGUCCCCCCCCAUCCUUAACCUGGUGCCAUUGCUCGGCCACCACGGCUGCGCGGUCGCAUGUCCAUUUCCGCACGUGUGAGCUCCGCCCUGCACCGCCGUCGGUUUUGCGUGAAAUCAUCGUUGUCAUCUAAAACUUACAGGAAAUAAAAGCAUAGUGUUUUGUACCUACCCGCCUGUUUCCGUUGCUGGGUGUCCCCCCCGUCGAGGUUGCGUCAGGUUUUGUUUCCCUGUAGCAUUGUUGCAGGCGGCUCCGCUGGCGGAAGACUCUCUAGCUUUUGUUUAUCUGAAAAAUGUCGAUUUCCCCUCCCUUUUAGAGAUUGCUGCCUGUGGUGUCUGGGCAUGGCGGUUUGUGUCCUUCCUGCUCUUCAGAGUCUCGUGGUCUCUGGCCUCCGCCGCGUGCUGGGGGCGCAUCACGUCGGUGCUCCCGUCACCCUGUCUGUGGUUCUCGGGGGUCUGGCUUCCCAGAGCAGCAGCGUCCCGCAGCCCCGACGCUCUAACUGGUUUCCUCUCUCCUUCGGGUGGGAUAAUGUCCAUUGAUGUGUCUGUCCCCCUAGUUCACGGACUUUUAAAGAAUAAUAAUUUCAAGCCUGUUCUACACGGUUUUCACGUCAGUUAUUAGCUUUUCAGUUCUACAUUUUUAAUUAAAGACUAUUUUUAAAGCAGGUUUAGGUUCACAACAAAAUUGAGAGGAAGGUGCAGCGAUCUCCCGUGUCCCCCAGCCCCUCGCCCCCCCACUGUCCACACCCCCCACGCGGGGCGUGUGUGACCGUCGACGGACCUCAGAGCCCUCGGCUCGCGUCGGGGGUCCCCGUGGUGCUGCGCGUCCCGCGGGUUGGUGCGUGUCCGCCGUGCCGUGGGUCUGGUUUGCUGCUGUCGCCUGCCUCUCCCUGAUGGCGUGUGAGCGUCCUUCCACGUGCCUGCCCGCCGCCGUGUGUCUUCUGUGCUGAGGGGUCUGUUCAAACUUUUUGCCCCUUCUUUUUGGCUGCGUCAGGUCUUCGUUGCCGCACACACGGUCUUUCGUUGUGGUGCGUGGGCUUCUCUCUAGUUGUGGUGUGAGAGUUUUCUCUUCUCUGGUUGUGGCGCGCAGACCUCAGGGCGCAUGGGCUCUGUAGUUUGCAGCAUGCAGGCUCUCUGCUUGAGGCGUGUGGGCUCAGUAGUUGUGGAGCACGGGCUUAGUCGCUCCGCGGCAUGUGGGCUCUCCCUGGACCAGGGCUCAAACCCGCGUCCCCUGCAUGGGCUGGAGGAUUCUCAACCACUGGGCCACCGAGGAAGUCCCCGCCCAUUUUUAUAUCGGGUCGCUCAUUUCCCUAAGAGUUCUCUGUGUGUUGUGGGUGACAGCCCUUCGCCAGAUGUCUUCUCUUAGUCUCUGGCUUGUCUUCUCAUUCUUUCAACAGUGUCUUCAAAGAGCAGAAGGUUUUAAUUUUACUGAAGUUGGGUUAUCAACUGCUUCCCUUAUGGAGUGCGCUCUGCUGUUGUGUCUACACACAAGGCCACCUCGCUUCCCUCCUGCCAUCUCCCAGGAGCUGUAUGGUUUUGCACGUUACAUUUGGGUCUUUGGUCCUUUGUAAGUUGAUUUCUGUGAAGGUGGCAGUUCUGCGUCUGGAUUUGUUUCUUCUCACGUGGACGUCCAGUUGCUCCAGCACCAUUUGUUGAAAGGGCUACUUUGCCCCUGCGUGAAAGGUCCCACGUUUACAGGGGCCCGUUUCUGGGCUCUGUCCUGCUCCGCUGGUCCGUUUGUCUAUUCUUCCGCCAGCAUCCACAGUCCUGAUUUCCGUAUCUUCGCAGCAAGUCGUGAAGUCGGUCCCCCCGGCUGUGCCUUCACCUUGCACAGCGUGUUGGCUGCUCUAGGUUGGUUCUGAAUUUCCAUUUCUCUGCUAAUAGAUCCUAUCUGUUCACUCAUGAGGACAAUUUUGGGGUAAUUAUUUGCAUUUUGUUUCAUGUUUUGGAGCAUAUUUACAUAGUGCUCUAAAGUCUUUGUCUGGUAUGUUCCCCACCUGUGCCGUUCUGGGCCGGUUUCCACCAGCUGCUUCUCUUCCUGCUUCUUUGGGUGUCUGGUGACUUUUGCCUGUGCCGGACGUUGGGCUGAUGGACGUGGAGACGGGAUUCUGUUCCUUUACUCUGCACAGCCACCGCUCUCGUCCCCGCGGCUGUUCACCUGCACGUGGGCUUGGCGUCCGCUCUGUCAGGCAGUGUGUGGGGCCCAGGGUCUCCCCCGGGCUCCUGUGAUGUGGUGGGACUCACCUCCCAAACCCUGCCUCCCCUUGCACUUGCGGGACUUGGCUUCCAGUGUCGUCACGGUCGCCCAUCGUAGGCCCAACCACGUGACGGGGCGGGGCGGUGCCUGCGUGGGGCAUGGCCACGCGGGGGUCUCCGCGGGUCUCGGGGGACACGCGCAUGUGGCCCUCGGCUGCCGGGCCCGAGGUCACUGCUGAUCUCUGGUAUCUGCUCCCUUUAUCUGCAGCAGCCGCUGGUGCUAAACCUCGGGUGGGUCCUGAGCGCGCACAGCCCAGCCCUCACAGGGACGCUCGGGACCCACGCGGCCUGCAGCCCCUCCCCCAGCCCCCUCGUGCCGCUGCCCCGGCCUCUCAUCACGUGCUCAGCUUCGCGUGGCCGUGGACUUCGCGGCAGGACGCUCCCCCGGCAGAGCUACAGGGCCUCUGGGAGCCUCCCCCGGCAGCGGCCCUCCCCGCCGGCCUGGGCGCCGUGUGCCGUGUGUUUUGCCGAGUUGGCGGUUGCUGGCAGCACGCAGACGGGUCAGGCACCAGCUGCCCGUCGCAGCCGCCUCCUGUGCUUCCCGCUUCAUGGAGGGCGCGCGUGGGUCUGCAGGCGCUCGCGGCGUCUCGUGCGAGCUGUGCGGUCUGUCCGCCCCGUCUCCUGGCUGCCGGCGCCCGGGGUUCCUUGCUCAUUCUUUUGGCGUGUCUCGUACACAGCACAGAUUUAGCUUUAACUUUGGAACCCAGUCAGACGUCUGUUGAGUAUAUUUUUAUUCCUUCUUGGAGAAAUACAAGGGCAAAUCCUAGGAGACGAGCGACCUGGGCGGGGAGAGGAAGUGAGGUUGUCCAGUCAGCACCUCAGUGGGUGUCAGAUCAUCUCCCGAGGAUGAGGGUGACUGUUGUAUCUUCGGCCGAAAUGACAGAGAUGGGACGACCCGUGAACGUCUCGCCCGUCUCCCUCGCUGUCCUCCCACGUUUCUGUGAGCGACACAGCUGGCUCUGUAGCCCCGAUCCCCGCUUUGCCUCGGGCCUCGUCCUGCAGGUGAGCACGUGCCCCGCUCUCCACCAGGCCCCUUGCUGCCGUGCCCCGGUGUUCUCCUACGAGACCGGACUUCGCCUCCCGGCUCUCCAGGAGGAGCCGAAGGGACGCACGCCCUGGCUUCUUGCAUGCUGAGAAAUGCUGGUCUGUUGUCGCAGCUGAGCUAAGGAUGCAUCAGCUUUGAGUCUGCCGAUGUCACCAAGCGCAUCUUCCUGUGACCACGCUGUAGCUUCUCUGUGGACCCUGACCUCAGUUUCUAGAAGCGAGAACGGACUCUCUGAACGGCAGAGG
Molecule: messenger RNA, 4998 nt
Organism: Hippopotamus amphibius kiboko
Lineage: Eukaryota; Metazoa; Chordata; Mammalia; Artiodactyla; Hippopotamidae
Exons: 2
Coding region: 3808-4842 (344 amino acids)
Source: RefSeq, a predicted model, not a curated record